AAUGAGCUCUUAGAGAAUCAUAAUAAUAACACAGGGUGUUUGUUUUUCAUAUGGUUUACUGCUGCUGGCUGUGGCGAAUUAUGCCGCCAUGUGUCAUUAAGCAGAGUAUCAUGUUUGUUUGAUGAAAUAUGCCACCACUGCAAAUCAGCCUAAUUGAGUUCACUGGCCAUCAUUGACUUCUAGAUAAAAAGAUAAUUCAGGAUUGAAAACAGUUUAGCCCGAAGAAGACGAUGGCUUCACCCACUUCGACCGUCUUGUGGAAUAUUUCCUCCCCCUCUCCAGAGAAAACGUCAGCGCAAUCAUUGCCAACGCCGACAAUUGGAUUUGACGUGGAUUCGUACGAACAAACGUAUAACACCGCCUUGGCUAUUCUCUUUUCGGGUGUGAUCUUUUUUGGGGUCCUGCUCAACUCUAUCAUUGUCUUUACCGUGUAUCGCUGGCCAGAAAUGAGGACACCUUGCAAUCUCCUCAUCGUGAACAUAGCUGUGGGCGAUCUGGCAGUUGCUUCCUUAGGAGCACCUCUGAGGAUCAUCGAAGCGUUUGUGGGAUGGCCGUUUGGAAACUUUCUAUGCAGCGUCCUGCUUCCUCUUCUCGAAAUGUUUGUUACUGUAUCGGUUGUCACGCACACGACUAUCGCCCUGGAAAGGUUCCGUGCCAUUGUGCGACCCUUAAAAACGCGUUUAUCACUUCGAAACACCAAGCUCGUUAUCUUCGCGAUAUGGCCGGCGUGCUACGUAGCUUCUGCGCUUCCGAUAGCCCCCGUUUUAAAGGUUCAAGAGAUCGACGGUUUGGAUCGGUGUUAUCCACAAUGGCCAUUUGAACUCUAUCGCCCGAUAUACCAAGUAUAUUUAGUGACAUUGUUCAUCGCCGUUCCCCUUGUCAUACAAACUAUGGCAUACUUUAGGAUCAUGAAGGCACUACAAAACAGAUUGACGCCGAUGUGUGCCAUGGCGUUAGACCGAAAUAUACUGUCUCGCGCGAUACAAUACCAAAAGCGCCGACGUGUUAUCAAAACUCUGGCGAUUAUGGUGUUUGCGUUUCAAGUUUGUUAUAUUCCUCGAGCGGUGAUGCUUAUGUUCUAUGAGUUUGGCAUAAAAAGCGUGGACUGGACCAGCUUCAAAUAUGCUGAUCUUGUGAUUCUUAUAAUCUAUUACUUAAAACACGUCUUGAAUCCGAUCAUUCUUUUUGCAUCAAGCAGAGACUUCCAACGCUGGAGCUGUCUUCAAAUUUUUUGCCGUUGAUAUCUUUGCAUGCGGCAGAAGAGAUCAUUCUUAAAAGCUCGUGACCUUUUGCACGUGGGUGUUUUUAAGACUGACAGAAACUUUUCGUCAACGAUUUAAUUUUUUUUUAUGAAUGGUUAAAGGUUACUUCGAAAACUUGACUUAGCGAGCAACACUUGACAAAGAAAUGCAACCAUUUAUUAUAAUCAAACAGAUACUGUUUUUCAUCGAAAAAACAAUGGUUAAAAACAUUUAAAACAACUCGGGAUGGUGUUUCCUUAGCUGUUUUGAGCUAUAUGUGGAUUGACAUGUUCGAUUCGGAUGGCUGCCGCUUAGUGCCGGAUACGUUUUGAUUCCAUGGUUUUUGGUUUCCUUCUCUUUUCCGCAAAAUGCCUUUUUAUGUGGUGGCGAUUGCGGUCGAAAUUAAGUUGUAAACUAAUACCAGAAUCAAAGUUUGAACUCUUAAAAGUUAGAAAACUAAAACCCAGAGGUGAAAAAGAAUAAAUCUGAGAUUGUCUGUCUGAA
This is a messenger RNA of Pocillopora verrucosa, 1745 nucleotides long. RefSeq names its product prolactin-releasing peptide receptor. Gene Ontology annotation, biological process: G protein-coupled receptor signaling pathway. Gene Ontology annotation, cellular component: plasma membrane. NCBI's taxonomy places the organism in Eukaryota, Metazoa, Cnidaria, Anthozoa, Scleractinia, Pocilloporidae. The record is from RefSeq and is a predicted model, not a curated record. Gene Ontology annotation, molecular function: G protein-coupled receptor activity.